CUCCGUUUUUUCUUUUUGCUAGAUAUCGUGGAUGGAAGUGACCUGAAGCAGCUUUUUGAGAACAAUUAUUCUCAAAUUUUUUUUAUCUUCUAUGAAAACUUCAUAACACUGGAAAACAGCCUGAAACAAAAAGGGAAUAAAUCACAGAGGGAGGAGCUGGACUCCAUUCUCUUUCUUUUUGAAAAAAUAUUGCAACUACUACCUGAGAGGAUUUUUUAUCGAUGGCAUUUUCGCAGUAUAGGGUCGAUUUUGAAGAAACUUUUGCACACUGGAAACUCUCUCAAGAUAAGAUGUGAAGGAAUCCGACUGUUUCUUCUCUGGCUUCAAGCACUUCAGACUAACUGUACAGAAGAGCAGAUAUUAAUAUUUGCAUGCCUGGUGCCUGGGUUUCCACCCGUUUUGUCCUCACGAGGUCCCUGUACACUAGAUAACGUCAUUAGUCCUCCUAAUUCACCAGAUGCUAAGAUUUUUCCAGAAGAAAUUACCCCACUUUUGCCAGCUGUCUCUGGAGAGAAAAUUGCUGAAGACCAAACCUGCUAUUUUCUUCAAUUACUAUUAAAAUAUAUGGUAAUUCAGGCUGCAAGCUUGGAGUGGAAGAAUAAGGAGAACCAAGACACUGGUUUUAAGUUUCUCUUUACCUUGUUCAGAAAAUACUACCUUCCACACUUGUUUCCAUCUUUUACAAAACUAACUAACCUCUACAAACCUGUUCUAGAUAUUCCUGAUACAAGACCAAGACCUGUAUACAUUACUGCAACACGAAACAAUGAAAAUGUCUACAGCACAAAAAUUCCAUAUAUGGCAGCUCGAGUUGUAUUUAUUAAAUGGCUUGUUACUUUCUUUCUUGAAAAGAAAUACUUAACUGCUGUUCAGCAUACAAAAAAUGGAGGAGAAAUGCUCCCUAAAAUUAUCCAGACUGUUAGUGUUGGAAACCAAGAUAAAAACCCUGAACUGGAAACCAGCAUGUCUUAUGCAAGCGAGCAAGAGAGAAGCCAUUCCAAUAGCAGCACGUUGUCUGACCGCCGGCUCAGUAACUCAAGCCUCUGCAGCAUCGAGGAGCAGCAUCGGACUGUCUAUGAGAUGGUGCAGCGGAUCCUCCUGUCCACACGAGGAUAUGUUAACUUUGUCAAUGAGGUGUUUCGGCAGGCAUUUUUGUUGCCUUCCUCUGAUAUAUCUGCAACACGAAAAGUGGUUAAGGUGUAUCGAAAGUGGAUCCUGCAGGAGAAACCUGUGUUCAUGGAGGAGCCAGACAAAAAGGAAAACAGUGAGGAUGCAGUUAUCAGCUUAGAGGAUUCAUCAGCGCAAACGGAUGGUAAACAUCUUUCCUCUGACCAUUCAGGACAUAAGCGCUCAUCCAGCUGGGGAAGAACGUACUCCUUUACCAGUGCUGUUAACAGAGGAUGUGUAUUAGAAGAUGAGGACAAAAAUGUUAAAGCUGGUGCUCAAGCUGCGUUACAGGUGUUCUUGACAAACUCUGCAAAUGUUUUUUUACUGGAACCAUGCAUUGAAGUCCCCGUGCUUCUGAAGGAGCAAGUUGAUGCUUGCAAGGCAGUUCUCAGUAUUUUUAGGCGCAUGAUAAUGGAACUAUCAAUGAAUAAAAAGACAUGGGAGCAGAUGUUACAGAUACUCCUCAGAAUAACAGAAGCAGUGAUGCAGAAGCCAAAAGAAAACCAAAUAAAGGAUACGUUUGCUCAGAGCAUGUCAGGAUUACUUUUCCGAACUCUCAUUGUGGCUUGGAUCAGAGCAAACCUGAGCGUCUACAUUUCUCGGGAGCUGUGGGAUGAGCUUCUUAGCGUUCUGUCUUCCCUGACUGACUGGGAGGAGCUCAUAAAUGAGUGGGCCAACAUCAUGGACUCUCUAACAGCAGUGCUAGCAAGAACUGUGUACGGGGUGGAAAUGACUAACUUACCCUUGGAUAAGCUCAGUGAACAGAAAGAAAAAAAGCAGAGAGGAAAGGGUGGUGUUUUAGAGCCUCAGAAGACAGCUGUAGUGGGAAGAUCUUUUUCAUUAAGCUGGAAGAGUCAUCCUGAAGUUGUGGAGCCCAUGAGAUUCAGAAGUGCCACCACCUCUGGAGCUCCCGGAGUUGAGAAAGCAAGAAAUAUUGUUCGUCAGAGAGCAACAGCUAAGCGAAGCCAGUCUAUCAGCAACUGUGUUCAUCUUUAUGAGGCUUUGCCAGCUACUAAAAGUGUACCUCUUCUGCUUCACACUGUGAGCUCUCUCUUACCUGGUAUCUCUUACACUUCUUGCUCUCACAGACUGUCAGAAGUUGAAGAAUCUCAGCAGUCGGAAAGUUUGGCAGGAGCAGAAGCUACAGGCCUCUUUGUAGACCAAGAGCAGCAGCUCACUCGAAGUAGCAGCACUUCAGAUAUUGCAGAUCAAUUUCCAUCUGAUUUUUUUCAAGGCAAAAAGGCUGGGAGUUCUCACAAUUUGACCACUUUAGACUCCAAGUCAAUUCAGGAGAAUAAGGAGUGUAUGAAGAAGGAACAUGAAGCUGAGCAUGUACCAGUACGAAGGAGCAGUAGUACAGCUGAAUUGGAUUUGAAAGCUGACUUACAGCAAACACAUGGAAACCAUAGGGAGAGAGAAAAAAGUGAAAGUGUUAGCAGUGACACAUCCAUUGGGUAUAAUAAUGAAGUAGAGAUUGCUCUCAUCCCUUGGCAAGCCUCUGAAGAAGAUCAGGAGGUUAAUGCAUCAACAGAUGUCUGUGUGGAUCCUGAUGCACCUCGCUGGCUUCAGCUUAGUCCUUCAGAUAAUGCAAAUUUAACAGACAGCAGUGAGUUCCUUGCUGAUGACUGCAGUAUAAUUGCUGGUGGAAGCCUCAUCGGUUGGCAUCCUGAUUCUGCUUCUGUGUUAUGGAGGAGGAUCUUGGGAAUUCUUGGAGAUGUGAACAAUAUACAAUCGCCUAAAAUUCAUGCAAAAGUUUUUGGGUAUCUCUAUGAGCUGUGGUAUAAACUUGCAAAGAUAAGGGAUAACCUUGCUAUAAGCGUGGACAAUCAGUCUACUCCCUCUCCUCCUGUCUUAAUUCCUCCUCUCAGAAUAUUUGCAUCAUGGUUGUUCAAGGCAACUACCCUGCCAAAUGAAUAUAAGGAAGGCAAACUUCAGGCAUACAGGCUGAUCUGUGCUAUGAUGACGAGACGUCAAGAUGUUCUGCCAAAUUCAGAUUUCCUGCUUCAUUUUUAUUUUGUGAUGCACCUUGGUUUAACAAGUGAAGACCAGGAUAUCUUGAAUACUGUCAUAAAGCAUUGCCCACCUUGGUUUUUCUUCCUGGGCUUGCCUGGCUUUACGAUGCUGAUAGGAGACUUCAUCACAGCAGCAGCCAGAGUGCUGAGCACGGACCUGCUGGAGGCUCCCCGUUCAGAAGCCCAUACCAUCCUUGGGUCUCUUGUUUGCUUUCCAAAUAUCUAUCAAGAAAUCCCACUAUUGCAGCCCAUUUCAGAAGCUGGUGAGAUCAUUGCAGGGAGUGCCGAUGUAAAGUGCUACCUCAUUAAUAUUUUACUGAAGAAUGCUACAGAGGAGCCAAGUGAAGCUGCAAGAUGCAUAGCCAUUUGUGGCCUUGGAAUUUGGAUAUGUGAAGAACUAACACAGUGCACAAACCACCCUCAAGUGAAGGAAGCAAUCAAUGUCAUAGGUGUGACACUAAAGUUUUCUAAUAAGCUGGUAGCUCAGGUAGCCAAUGAUGUUCUUCAGCUGCUUGUUUCUUACUGGCAAAAGCUGCAGGAGUAUGAAUCAUCCCUGCCCAGAAAAAUUACUGAAAUCCUUGUGGCCACUAUUGCUUUUCUUCUGCCAAGUGCUGAAUACUCCUGUGUGGAGGCAGAUAAAAAGUUUAUAGUUUCAUUGCUACUUUGCUUGUUGGAUUGGUGUAUGGCAUUACCUAUGAAAAUGCUGCUGGAGCCAGUGUCUGCUGGUGUCCUUGAAGAUCAGCAUGCAUCCAAAGCUCCUUUACUGGACUAUAUUUACAGAGUUUUGCACUGCUGCGUGAACGGCUCCAGCACGUACACCCAGCAAAGCCACUACGUGCUGAGCCUUGCGGAUCUGUCGUCUGCUGACUACGACCCGUUUCUGCAUCUGGAGAAUGUCACGAGCUGUGAGCCAGCCCAGUGCCACUCUGCCACCGAUCUGGGCAACCUGCUCACUGUUGCCGAAGAAAAAAGGAGAAGGAACUUAGAACUAAUACCUUUAACGGCACGGAUGGUUAUGACUCAUCUGGUGAAUCAUUUGAGCCACUACCCACUCAGUGGAGGUCCUGCCAUCCUCCACAGUCUCCUUAGUGAGAAUCAUGACAACUCAUAUGUGGAAUCCUCUGAGCUCUCAUCAGAAGUCUUCCGGAGCCCCAACCUUCAGCUCUUCGUGUUUAAUGACAGUACUCUUAUAUCAUACCUCCAAAUUCCUGCAGAAAAGAGGAAAGACACUGAGCCAGCAGUAGCCCCCUCGGAUGUAAGGGUAAUUGUCAGAGAUAUCUCAGGGAAGUACUCUUGGGAUGGCAGAAUAUUGUAUGGACCUUUGGAGGGCUGCCUUCCACGGCAGAACACAGCAAACUCAUUUGUGAUUUCAGGCAGCUGUGAGCACCACUUCAGUUCCCAAAAAGACAUUUCUCAGGUGGAAGAAGGAGAAGAUGCUCUUGACAAAUUACUGGAGAAGAUUGGUAACACUAGUCCUGAAUGCCUUUUACAUCCCCAGCGGAAGCUGAAUGAGCCAUCGCCACCACCCUUUGGUAUGAGCCACGACCAAGAGAAUGCAAUCACUGAAGCCCUGAUGAGGCAAAGUACCCAGGAAAACGAGUACAUUUUAAAAUGCAGCUCAGACUUUAGUAUGAAGGUGGCCCGUCAGGAAGAACCGCGUCCUGCUGAACCUCAAGCAUCCUUUUAUUUCUGUCGGCUGUUGCUAAAUGACUUGGGAAUGAACUCCUGGGAUAGAAGGAAGAGCUUUCACCUUCUUAAGAAAAAUUCAAAAUUACUGAGAGAACUGAAAAAUCUGGAUUCUCGCCAAUGCCGUGAAACUCACAAGAUUGCAGUGUUCUACAUUGCAGAAGGACAGGAGGACAAAUGUUCAAUACUGUCCAAUGCCAGGGGAAGCCAGGCAUAUGAAGAUUUUGUUGCUGGACUGGGUUGGGAGGUUGAUCUCUCGACACACGGUGGGUUUAUGGGCGGCCUGCAGCGCAACGGCAGCACUGGACAAACAGCACCCUAUUAUGCUACCUCUACUGUGGAAAUCAUUUUUCAUGUGUCUACAAGAAUGCCAUCAGAUUCAGAUGAUUCACUGACCAAAAAGCUUCGUCACUUGGGAAAUGAUGAGGUUCACAUCGUCUGGUCUGAACAUAACAGGAACUACCGCAGGGGCAUUAUACCAACAGAUUUUGGAGAUGUUUUAAUUGUUAUUUAUCCGAUGAAGAACCACAUGUUUUUCAUAGAAAUAAUGAAGAAACCAGAGGUGCCAUUUUUUGGUCCUCUCUUUGAUGGAGCCAUCGUGACUGCAAAGCUGCUGCCAAGCCUCAUAUGUGCCACGUGCAUCAAUGCCAGCAGAGCCGUCAAAUCGCUUAUCCCUCUCUACCAGAGCUUCUACGAGGAAAGAGCUCUGUAUCUUGAAGCAAUAAUCCAGAACCACAAAGAAGUAAUGACAUUUGAGGAUUUUGCCGCUCAGGUCUUUUCUCCCUCUCCCAGCUACUCCCUGGGUGGAACUGGCUGCCUCACCGCCAGCACCAGCGCCGACCUCGCCGUCCCCGCAGGAGCAGAGCCAGCAGAGCUGACCUCAGCGCCGCGCAGCGCCGGGAGCAAAGCCUGCGGGAGGCUCCGCCGCUCCGCCAGCGCGCUCAGCAAGGCUCCCAGCUGACACCCAGCACCCUCCGGGGAACCCCUCGCCACGCACCGGGCUCUGCUCCUCGCCUAAAGGACCCCCCACUUGGGAUGGGCGCUUGUUGGAGGAGAUGGGCAGCAAGCACUUUUCCCCCCACCUCAUCGCACGAGGGCACGGAGCAGCGCUGAUGCCCGUUGCCUCACGUCGUCUCAGAGCACUGAUUUCAGUCAUUCCGUCCAACGAAUUGUGAACCGGGGAGUUGUGACAGAGCAGAACUGAGCUUUGUAGUGAUGAGGCACGUGCUGAAUGUCCUCCUCUGGAGCACGGGCGAGUGAUCGGGUGCUGCUCAGCAUCUGUUUCACCUCUGCUCCCGUCUCGUUUUCAGCAGCCAUCCGAGGCAGUUGUUGUGCACGGAGCAAAGAAUUAGUGAUAAUCAGUGAGGCCCAUUUAUCUGAAAUUCAGGAGGCUGCUGCCAAUUUCAUAGAAUGGCAGCACCUGCUCUGAAAUCGCUCCGUUUACCCGUGCUAUCUUGUUCAGGGUCAUCCAUCACCACCUAUUGUGGAGCAUCCGUCCCCACACUGAGGAUGCUGUGGCAGUGCACACGCUGGGCUGCUCUCCAUGCUGCUGCACCAGUGCAAGGUGAGCCGUCCCCUGGCUCCACACGUGGUUUGGAAAGGAGUCCUCUUCCUCAGCCUUGCCCCCAGGGCUGCUUCAUCCUUCACAGUAACGCUUGCAGGGGCUGUGCGACGUGAACUGCUGUCCACAUGUGGAGAAACACCCAGCCACGUUUCUUUCAGAAGAUGAAAUGCUGCACAUCUGCCUGACAGCUUCUCACCAGGGUGUGACUCACUGCGGGACGGCGCGCUCCCCACGUCACCACUUUGCCUUUUCACAGCACUGGGGCAAUAAUCUGCAAGGGGAAGCAUCUCUGAUGAGCUAGAAUACAACACAUCUGAAGGCUCCCAAGGAAAUGUAACAUCCUGAUGGCACUUUGUGUAGUAAGCAGAUCUUUUGGAUGGGAAAUGUAUUUCACUCUGCACGUAUCACAGGCUUCCAGGUUGAAAACUCAUAGCUCCUGCUCUAGAUUUGGGUUUUGGAUGUUGUGGACACUGGUGUGUCUGCCCAGUUCUGGAUGUUGCAUCAGAUACCUCCGGCCUUCCUCGUCCUCCUCAGGUCUCACUCCUGUUGCUUUUUUGUUCAACUGUUGUUCAAUUUUUGUGUUUUUGGGGUGGUUUUUUUGUUUCUUCAAUGCCACUUAGCCUUGAAGCGCACACCUCCGAACUCAAUGUGAUGUAUCGAAGUGAUGGGAACCGAAGCAAAAUGCUCCAUUCUGCCUUCUGGUUUUGCACUUCCUACACGUUAACACGAAAGUCUGCUGUCGUGCCACCACUCCAUGCUGCUGCCGGGUGGAUGCAGAAGAGCACUCUGGGCACUGAUGGUGGCAGCCCUUCCAGGUGGCUCCAUGCAGCAGUCAGGUGAUGAGGCACACGGCUGGGCUUGGGGUGAGCACAGCGAUGCUGCAGGCACAGAGCUCUGCGUGCUGAGCGCUUGGAGUGCCGCUCCGCCUGCCUGCCUCACCCUUUGCUUUUGUUCUCUACUGAUCGGGGAGGGGAAGUUGGAAAAUAAAAUGUGUAUUUUAAUUUAUUUCGUUUUUCGCAGCGGAAUACACGAGGCUGUCUUGUUCUUUAGUUAUCCCAUGGUCUGAAAUCAUUUCAAAGGUGUUCUGAAUAAAAUGAGCCGUUUCUCUUUGGAGCAAUACUCAUCCCUCUUUCGGGGAAGAAUUAAUAAUAUUUUCCUGAUGUCAAAACAACAUUGACUUGUGAAAAUUCAGCAUUGGUUGCAUACUGUGCAGUCAGACACGGAGCUGCUCCAUUCCCCCUGGUGCCCUGAGCAGAGUGAAGCCACACCAUGAUGGUGCACCGUGAUGCUGGAGCUGCCAUCCCAGUCAGGGCAACUGGGGGAGAACAGGGAGGGCUCUGCUGGGCUGAGAUCUGCAGAGCUGCUACUGAACGUUACUUCUGUACGGCUUAGGGACAGCUAACUCAGAGGAUUCACACCUCUUCUAGUGAAUAAAAAUUGAUCACAGAAA
Messenger RNA from Meleagris gallopavo (turkey), 7879 nucleotides. The record is from RefSeq and is a predicted model, not a curated record. Lineage: Eukaryota; Metazoa; Chordata; Aves; Galliformes; Phasianidae.